Mauremys mutica (yellowpond turtle) is the source of this 1905-nucleotide messenger RNA. RefSeq lists its product as uncharacterized. The transcript has 11 exons. Gene Ontology annotation, molecular function: N-acetylmuramoyl-L-alanine amidase activity; zinc ion binding. Gene Ontology annotation, biological process: peptidoglycan catabolic process. The record is from RefSeq and is a predicted model, not a curated record. NCBI's taxonomy places the organism in Eukaryota, Metazoa, Chordata, Testudines, Geoemydidae. Bases 1 to 1737 code for a protein of 578 amino acids.
AUGAUGGAUAAUCAGCUCAACGUGAGCCCCCAGUGUGACGCUCUGGCCAAAAGCACUAAUGCGAUCCGAUGCCUGCAGUGCAUUAACGGGGGGAUCUGGAGGCCGAGCGAGAGGAAGAUGCUGCUGCUGACACGGGUCGUGUUGCUCUCAGCGCUCUGCGCCGCGGCACUCGGCUGCCCCACCAUCGUCUCCCGCCAACAGUGGGGGGCCCGGCCCCCAAGAGGCAGGGACCUGCUGAGGACCCAGCUGCCCUACGUCAUCAUCCACCACACGGUAGGGAAUCGCUGCUUCACCCUGGCCUCCUGCAGCCGGGAGGUCAAGGGCAUCCAGAACUACCACAUGGACACCCAGCGCUGGCCCGACAUCGGCUACAACUUCCUGAUCGGCGAGGACGGCAGAGUCUACGAGGGCAGAGGCUGGAGCACCGUGGGGGCUCAUGCCAAGAACUGGAACCAUAAGUCGCUGGGAUUCAGUUUCCUGGGCAACUUCUCCAACAGAAUCCCCAACGCUGCCGCCCUGAACGCUGCCAGGAGCCUGAUCCAAUGCGCCGUCAACAGGGGCUUCCUGAGCCGCACCUACACCCUGAAGGGGCAUCGCAACGUGAACCCGACCAGCUGCCCCGGGAACGCCCUCUACGGGGUCAUCAGCCGGUGGCCCAGGUUCAAAGGAAUCGCUCUCGCUCCACUCCCCGAAGGCCUCCUCGCCGUCCAGAAACAGCAGCUGCAGCGUCACCUCGGAGCCCUGGGGAGAGACACGGGGCUCGCUCAACCCUGGCACUGCCGGACAGGCAAGAGCAGAACCCCCAACCUGGGAAGCGCUCACCAGCUCCUUGGCCUUCAGCAGCUCGGCGUCCAAGGCCGUGGCCAGUUCCAGCAGGAUGGCGCAGGGCACGGCCGAGUCGGUGGCCCCCAGGAAGGUGCGGCCCUGCCGGUCGCGGGGGAAGUACUUGGAGUCAUAGUGGCAGGCCAGGACCAAGCGCCGCCCGGCAGCGGGGUCCAGCGUGGCCACUACGUUGGCAAAGCUCACGACACCCCGCGGGGUCCGGUCCUCGAAGGCAUCCAGCUCGACCCGCCAGCCCGCAGCCAGCGUGGCCAGGCUAUCCACGAUGAACUGGAACAAGACGGAGAAGCCGUCACGGGGGAGCAUCAGAGGGCAGCUGGGCCGAGCGAGAGGAAGAUGCUGUUGCUGACACGGGUCGUGUUGCUCUCAGCGCUCUGCGCCGCGGCACUCGGCUGCCCCACCAUCGUCUCCCGCUCCCAGUGGGGGGCCCGGCCCCCAAGAAGCAGGGUCCCGCUGAGGACCCCGGUGUCCUUUGUCGUCAUCCACCACACGGAAGGGAAUCCCUGCACCUCGCAGGCCUCCUGCAGCCGGGAGGUCAAGGGCAUCCAGAGCUACCACAUGGACUCAAACCGCUGGCCCGACAUCGGCUACAACUUCCUGAUCGGCGAGGACGGCAGAGUCUACGAGGGCAGAGGCUGGAGCACCGUGGGGGCUCAUGCCAAGAACUGGAACCAUAAGUCGCUGGGAUUCAGUUUCCUGGGCAACUUCUCCAACAGACCCCCCAACGCUGCCGCCCUGAACGCCGCCCAGAGCCUGAUCCGAUGCGCCGUCUCCAAGGGCUUCCUGAGACGCAACUACACCCUGACGGGGCAUCGCAACGUGAACCCGACCAGCUGCCCCGGGAACGCCCUCUACGGGGUCAUCAGCCGGUGGCCCAGGUUCAAAGCCAAACCCUGAGUCCCUGCGACCCCAGGGCAGCCCCUGCCCACAUCGCUGACCACGCCUGCGGCUUCUGCCUGCUCGAGCAGCACCUCCGCCCCCCAGCAGGGGGCAGCCUCGCGCUUCUCGCCCACCUGCUGCCUCCUGGGGCCCAGAGAGCAGGGAUCUGAGAGUUGGGGUUACGCU